AUGGUCUUAAUGGGUCAUCGUGGAGAGGACCUCCAAAAUUUGGUCGCUGUAGAGCCUUCCUUCUGGAGCGCUGGUGCUGGUUUGGUAGCCUACUUCAACUUCACUAACCUCCAAAGUGACUCUCACGUGGGAGGCGCUGCUUUCCGGGCUGUGAUUGCCCAGAUGCUUCAAGCCCGGCGAUCCGACCCUGACUUCAUCGAUAUAGCAUCGCUUCUACAUGACAAUGGGAAAGGCCAGAACAAAGCCCUUGAACAAGACAUUCUAGACAUUAUUCGCCUCUUCCUAAAAUGUCAGGGACCCUCAUUCGGUGUUUUCGAUAGACUCGACGAGUGUUCGGAUGUUGAAGAUCUUUUUCUAAAGUUCAAUGAUGUCCCCCUCAAAUCGUCGUGUAAGAUUCUUAUCCUCACAAGGCCGAUUAUGGAUAUUUCCGGGUUUAUCGACCAUCAAAGAUUUCACCGUGUUACCCUGCAGAACCAGAAGAAUUCUGGAGACAUUGAGAUCUACCUCCGAAUGCGAUGCGGAUGGGUAAGCUGA
Letharia lupina is the source of this 534-nucleotide messenger RNA. RefSeq lists its product as uncharacterized. The transcript is spliced from 2 exons. Lineage: Eukaryota; Fungi; Ascomycota; Lecanoromycetes; Lecanorales; Parmeliaceae. Bases 1 to 534 code for a protein of 177 amino acids. The record is from RefSeq and is a predicted model, not a curated record.